AAAGUUUAGAAAGAUGUUUAUGAUAUAAGGAUCACUUUUCGAGUAAACAAUUUUGUAGGCAUCUUUCGAAUCGAAUGAUUUCGAUCAUUGAUAGCGUAGAACAUCAUGACAUCGACUAGUAAAAGUACAAAAGAGGUUCUGUUGUCUAUCGUCGAUGACAUCGAGUUGAUAGCGAAAGAAAUGAUAGAAAAUACGAUAGUUCAAAAACCAUUGAAACUAUCAAACGAAGAACACUCUCAACUAACAGAAUUGUUAAUCGCUAAGGACAACGAAUUGAAAGCAAUUCUAAAACGAGCGGCCGAGCAAGCAAAAAUUAACCUGAAAAUGGAAGCUUUAAAAGCUGAAGUUGAGAGACAAGACCAAGAUAUUCAACAAUUGCAGCGACAAUUGAAAGAGGCGGAACAAAUUUUAGCCACUGCAAUUUAUCAAGCUAAACAAAAAUUACAAUCGAUUGCCCGUGCUAAUAAGAGACCAGUACCAUCUGAAGAAUUAAUUAAAUAUGCACAUAGAAUAAGUGCGUCAAAUGCUAUAUGUGCUCCACUUACCUGGCAACAAGGGGACCCUAGAAGACCUUACCCUACUGAUAUUGAAAUGAGAUUAGGUUAUCUUGGAAGGUUAAGCGAUCUUCCUUUAAAUGGACAGAUGCCAGGUACUCAUCCUGGAAUAUCAUCAGAUCUGCAUAGGCCUGGACAUCCAGUAGGUGAACCACCUAUAUCACAGGCGAAUCAAUUUGCAUGGCAUUCGUCGGGUGAAAUUCACAUGUCUGUGAGUGGACAAGGAAGUGUUGCCAUGAAUACCCAUAAGCAGGAAACAGAAGAUGUUGAAGUUAUGUCCACAGACUCUUCAAGUAGUUCAUCUAGUGAUUCUCAGUGAAUAUUGAUUUUUUGUGGAGUUUGAGUAAAUUUCGCUUAACUGUUUUAUGGUUUCAGUAUGAUUUUAAGCAAAUUGUAUGCGUAUGAACGUUCAAAAAAGUAUUCUACAACGAGAUACUAGAUUUAUUAGGGAUUAAUAGAGAUUCUUCAUUAUUAGUUUGAUACAUUUAUUAAUCCCUGAUAAAAUGAAGUGAUGAGGAUAUAACAAUAUAAAUUAGCAUUAUACCUUUUA
Bombus pascuorum is the source of this 1104-nucleotide messenger RNA. RefSeq names its product mediator of RNA polymerase II transcription subunit 4 (gene MED4). The transcript is spliced from 4 exons. Gene Ontology annotation, biological process: regulation of transcription by RNA polymerase II. Gene Ontology annotation, molecular function: transcription coregulator activity. The coding region runs from base 106 to 873 and encodes 255 amino acids. Lineage: Eukaryota; Metazoa; Arthropoda; Insecta; Hymenoptera; Apidae. Gene Ontology annotation, cellular component: mediator complex; core mediator complex. The record is from RefSeq and is a predicted model, not a curated record.